GUUUGAAGCUGAAAGCGUUGGCCGCCUUUGCUAUGCUUUGCUGUUUGGUGGCGUGUCGCGGCCGUGAGACGGAAUAGGAGCUGACGGCCAUCUGCGUACAAACGCCUCACUCGGCCACUGGUGAUCAAAGACUGCGUCUGCUGGGAGCAGCUCGAACGUAGGAGUGCAAAGCCGACGGCCAUCGAUACUAGGGACUCGCGACGUCGGCAGGCAGGAAGGAAGGAAGGCGUGACGUCACACCUGGCCCACCGAGGUUUCCCGGGAAAGACAGCGGUUUGGUGAUUGCCAUGUCUGGUCAUGCCGGCGGGCCGGCACCGAAGAAGAUGAAGCAAGUUCUUCUGGGCCAAUGGCUGCAGCAGUCCGAUGGGUCGAAACCGGCGGCCGUCAACGACAGCGCGGCUCCCUCGCCGGCCAGGAGUCCGUAUGGGAGCGGAGGCUACGGGAGCGGAGGCGGCGGAGGCGGCAGCAGCGGCGGCGGCGGCGGCGGCGGCGGGGAUGCGUGGACCAAGUACCAGGCUCCUCGUGGGGGGCACCGCUCGGGUUCCUCCGCACAGGACCAGAGGUCAGUACACAGCAACAGCAGCAUCACCAUCGGCUCGUCCUACAGCAAAGGCGUCGAACGUGCAGCAGCCAAACAUAGCCAUUCCUCGGCAAGAGGCGGGCAGACUUUUGACGCCGGCGGGGGGGGAUCCGCCAUUGACCUUUCCGCCGACGACAAUGGCGACGUUGGGAAGGGUAUAGAGGCGGGAACGGCAGGAGGGGAAGCGGAGGCGAUACCCUACCCGGCCGGGCUGGGGGACAUACUGGAGGGUCUCUGCGAGGAGCAAAGGCACGUGAUCGACCUCGUGCUUAAGGGGAAGUCGGUGUUCUUCACGGGGGCGGCGGGGACAGGCAAGAGCUUCCUGCUCAAGAAGCUGCACCAGGCGCUAAGGCAAGCUGAUCAAGGAGCGACGACGUUUAUGACGGGGACCACAGGCAAAGCGGCCGUGGGUAUCGGGGGGUGCACCAUCCACAGCUUCGCAGGAAUCGGACUCGGCAAAGAUUCCGUAGAGCAGCUGGUGGGUCGAGUGAAGCGGAGCCGGAACGCUCAGAAGCGGUGGGCCCAAUGCAAGGUUCUGGUGAUCGACGAGAUCUCCAUGAUGGAGGCCGACCUUUUCGACAAGCUCAACCUUGUCGGGCAGAGGGUGAAGGGCAACGGCCAGCCUUUCGGAGGCAUUCAGCUCGUGCUGUGCGGGGACUUUUUCCAGCUGCCUCCUGUCGGGAUUGGCCGCGGAAGCACUCGCUUCUGCUUCGAAGCAAGGACUUGGGACACCUCGAUUGACCAGUCGAUCGUGCUCAAGCAGGUGUUCAGGCAGAAGGACCCCUUCUUCCUCAAGAUCUUACACGAGAUGAGGGAGGGCCGCGUCAGCUCCGAGGCCGAGCAAGUUCUGGCCGACAAGGUCGAGCAGUGCCGCUUGGAGCGCUACCAGCAAAUCAACGCCAAAUCAACCGGCGGAAUUUCCGCCGCCGCGCCCGCAGAGUCGGGCAGCGGGGGAGGGGAAGCUUCGUCGCCGGCCCCUCCGUCCGUGGGGGGGGGCGGCGCGCGGGGCGGCGCGGGAGAGGGGGGGGGUGGCCCCCCUGCGGAGCCUUCUGCGGUUGCACCGCCUCCGCCGCCGCCCCCGUCAUACACCCGUCUGUUCAGCAGGAAUGAGGACGUCGACAGGCUCAACGUGGAGGAGCUUCAGAAGCUCCAAGGACGAGCCGAGUUCUACGAGGCGGAGGACAAUGGGGAUCAGAUGUACCUCACCCAGCUCCAGAAGCACUGCGCUGCGGGACAGACGAUCGAGCUGAAGGUCGGGGCGAAGGUGUUGCUCCUCAAGAACCUGGACUCGUCCAGCCAGCUCGUCAACGGGGCGACGGGAGUCGUGAAGGAGUUCGUAGAGGCGUCCGGACGGAGGCUGCCCAUGGUGGAGUUCGACACGAUUGAAGGGGGCGGCAAGGUGGUUAGCGUCAUCAGCGAGGAGGAAUGGACCGUCAGCCUAGGCGACAGGGAGAUGGCGCGCCGAGUCCAGCUGCCGCUUCGGCUUGCUUGGGCGUUGUCCGUGCACAAGUCACAGGGCAUGACCAUUGCCCACGUGAUGGUGUCUACUCGGGGCAUGUUCGAGUUCGGCCAGGCGUACGUGGCUCUAUCGCGGGCGACCACUCUGGAUGGGCUCCACCUUGUGGAGUUCCAAAAAGGCGUCGUUAAGGCGCACGAGAGCGUGAAGAAGUUCUACGCCGGUCUCGAGAGGAGAGCUGCCCACGGGGGCUCGAGCAGCGGGGUCACCACGGCUCCGCGCCAGGGAAAGGCGGUGCCCAAGCCAGGAGAGUGGGUCUCCCGCUCUUCUUCAACUGCGACAGCGGCCUCACGUUCGGCGACAGCAGCCCCUUCGAUUUGGACGGGGGCAGCGGCCUCUCGUUCGUCGACAGCGGCAUCUCGUUCGGCGACAGCAGCCUCUUCAGCAUGGACAUCGGCCUCUCGUUCGGCGGCAGCGGCUUCUUCGACUUGGACAGCAGCCUCUUCGACUUGGACAGCGGCCUCUCGGCGGUACGACUCGACCACGGUUGGCGGCUCGUCGCCCUCUGGGCGGGUCCCCGCGGCUGCUAUCAGAGGGCACACACCCGGAGGCGGCGGCGGUCGCGGAGCGGCGACGGGAAUGUCGCCCGCAGCGCGGGCGCGAAUGGAAGAGAGCAGGAGGCGCGCACUGGAAAAGCUGGCUGCCAAGAAGCGGGCGAAGGUUCUCGAGACUGCCUCUUGCGCGGAAGAUGCUUGGGUUAUUGAGUGAUGGAGGGUGCCAGUGGGGUUUCAUUUGACAAGGGGACGCACCUGAACUCCGGGUUGGGGCCUGUGGGCCUGCACUUCGACUGGGUUUAUCGCCCUGGGUCAACAGGCUCUAGCCCCACAUGUUGCGUGGGGCUCCCGGUUUGCUCAGCUUCCCUGUUGUAAUGGAUUUUUCACGACAGUUCGAACCUGGCAGCUGGAUUUCUCGAGUGCCUUUGCAAAUCAUGUCCGUAGUUUGGUGUAUCGGUGUGGUAUAGAUGGUGUCGGGCCAUUCGGUAUUGGUCGAGACAGCGGCGUACAUGCGGGCUACUGCUGUACGAUGUCCGCGAGUGUCCCAGGUGUCUGCUCGCGUUUGAAUAUUGUUUGGGUUGGUAUUAUUUGUCCCGAAGCCUAACCGUCGCUCGUGCGAUGAAACGGUAGGGAAUUCCGUCAAGUGAUUGUUGUUGUAGGCAUCAUUUUCCUUGCAAACCCCUUUCAGCGCCAAUGGUCAUAGUCCCAGGGAUGCGUGUAGUGCGGCGAUCAUUGCCCGUGGGUUGCUUCGACUCACACAGAACCAUCUU
Molecule: messenger RNA, 3360 nt
Organism: Ectocarpus sp. CCAP 1310/34
Lineage: Eukaryota; Phaeophyceae; Ectocarpales; Ectocarpaceae
Source: the annotation of a GenBank genome assembly